Molecule: messenger RNA, 4387 nt
Organism: Sciurus carolinensis (gray squirrel)
Lineage: Eukaryota; Metazoa; Chordata; Mammalia; Rodentia; Sciuridae
Gene: Enkur
Product: enkurin, TRPC channel interacting protein
Exons: 5
Coding region: 442-1209 (255 amino acids)
Cellular component (GO): acrosomal vesicle
Molecular function (GO): calmodulin binding
Source: RefSeq, a predicted model, not a curated record
GUUUUUUUGUCUCCAAAAAUACGAAGCGAGAAAGAAGCAGAAUGUUCUAGGGGACACUGUUUUCAUCCUUUUAUUUCCAGAGGCACAGGGACUUCCGUAUGAAUAUCUCAGACAGGAAAAAAGCGUUGCAGAAAAACGAUAGGAGGCAACCUGGUUGCAAUGCGGCCUUCCACUUCCCGUCGCCUAGUAACUGUUGCUACAGCAACCGCAUGGUCAACAACGCUAAGCAUUCCUGGGAGGAAUAGAAGGGGUAUUUUCUUUUCUUCCCAAGAGAGAACAGCUAAGAAGGGGUCAAAGGGGGGAUUUUGUGAAAGAGAAACCUGAGUUCCUUCAGAAGGCAAGGAAGCAAGAAAAAGAAAGGGGAAGGGGUGAAGAAAGGGACAGAGAUACUGGUAUAGUGAGAAAAGUUGAGGACAGGAGUUAAGAAGUCAUUUGGUGAACAUGGAUUCAUCGUGCUUUACUGAGAGCAUUUAUAACCUCAUACCCAGUGACUUGAAGGAGCCGCCUCAGCCUCCUAGGUACAAAUCAAUUUUUAAGACAACUAUAAAAAAUGACAUGAAAAAAAUUAAAACUGCAAUGAAAACUAUGGGACCAGCUAAAGUUGAAGUACCUUCUCCAAAGGAUUUCCUAAAGAAGCAUUCGAAGGAAAAAACUCUACCACCCAAGAAAAAAUUUGAUAGGAAUCAGCCCAAGAAGCCUGCUGUACCACUGAGGACUGAUCAUCCAGUUAUGGGAAUACAGAGUGGAAAAAAUUUUAUAAAUACAAAUGCAGCUGAUGUCAUCAUGGGAGUGGCUAAAAAACCUAAGCCAAUUUAUGUUGACAAAAGAACUGGGGACAAGCAUGAUCUUGAAACUUCAGGACUAGUUCCAAAGUACAUCAAUAAAAAGGAUUACGGUAUCACACCUGAAUACAUAUGUAAACGAAAUGAGGAAAUAAAGAAAGCCCAAGAAGAAUAUGACAAUUAUAUCCAGGAAAACCUUAAGAAAGCAGCAAUGAAAAGGCUCUCUGAUGAAGAGAGGGAAGCAGUUCUGCAGGGGCUGAAAAAGAACUGGGAAGAGGUGCACAAAGAGUUCCAGUCCCUCUCAGUCUUCAUAGACUCCGUACCUAAGAAGAUUCGAAAACAGAAGCUGGAAAAAGAAAUGAAACAGCUAGAACAUGACAUUGGUGUAAUUGAAAAGCACAAAAUUAUUUAUAUUGCUAAUAAAUAAUAAUGGAUUUUUAAAGCAUAGUAAUUUAAUGUAGGAAAAACAUGGAAGAUAUAAAAAUGAAACCAUAAGUUUUUCAAAGAGAAAAAUACUAUGAAGGGAAUAAUAGUCAAUCAAAAUGCUUAAGCAAUGUUUAAAGAACAAUUGAAUUAUUUACUUAUGUAAAAAAGAAAAAAAGUUUUUAUUAGUUUCACAUUUUCUUCCUAUCAGCAAACCAUUAAAGUUUGAGGUUAUGUGUUCCAAUUCUGUAAUAUAAUUCAUUAUUAUGAUGUACUUAUUUCACAUAAACAUUAAUUUUCAGACCCUGAAAAAUAACCAACACUCAGAACUUCAGUAUUUUUUCUGGACUGCACAAUACAAAGAACAUAACUUUAAAAAUUAUAUUUUGAAUUGAAAAUAGAAGCAUAUGCUUUUUUUCUACUAUGAUGUGUUUCUAUAUAUUGUUUCUGAGCUCUGCAGUUUAAAAGAUAGAUUCUAAGGUAAUCUUUGUCAUUUGCUGUUAUUCCCAACUGCAGAUAUUUUCACUAUUCAGAACACAAUAUAUGAUGAAAAGCUUAUAUGUGAAGGAACAAAUUUAAGAAGAUAACUUACAAAAUCAAGAAGAUGACUUAUAAAAGUCAUCGUGAGGGAUGAUUGAAGAGAGUCUCUCACACUGACUUAUGAAACAUUGAUAUUCUGAUAUUCUGAUAUUUUUUUCCCUAAUUUACUAUGCAUAUUUCACUAAACUGUGUUAUGUUUUUCAUUUGGGUCCUUUUCUAUUAUCUAUUUUGUGAAUUCUAAAAUUACUUUUAAUAAGAUUAUGUAAUCUAUUUAGCAAUAAGUUUAUGUAAAUGGAGCUGUCAUUCACUGAAAAUAAGAAACCAAUCUAUACAUAUCUAAGAAGGAAAAGAUUCUUUUAUGAAAUGUUAAAUUAAGAAAAGUUAGUAAAACAUGAAACUAUAACAUGUCAGUGAAAUAUGACAUUUUCUACUACUUACACUGAUUUUUAUUCUAUAGACAAUACUUUUCAAGCUUUUUUAUAAACAGAAUUUGAGCGCAUUGUUGAAAAACUUCCUAAUGUUUACAUAUAACUAUUUUGAAAUUUCAUUUUAAACUAUUUUUACAUCUUUUGGUGAGAUUUAAAGUGCAUUUUUUUCAUUCCUUUAUUAAUCCUAGAGCAGACAGAAAAUAAAGGAUAUUGUUUGAUAAAUACAAAGGAUGGUAUAUGAUAAAUUCUCACCCAAAAUGCUAUUGAGGGUAGACUAACAGUUACAACAGUAAACCCAAAAUAUAUUGUUAACAUAACUAUAAUAGAAACUCAGUUCUUGCUUACAUUACAGUACUAUGCUGUAAACGAGCCAAUAAGACCCCUUUCCACAUUGUUGUAUAGAAACCCAGACUUUCAGACUGGGUGGCUCCUAACCUAAGCAGAGCUGGGGAGCACCACAUAGAGGCCAGGCUUAGGCAUGUUGCAUAUCAUGCCUGCUUACAUUCUCUGAGUGAGCGAUUGCAGUUGCAUUAGCAAAGCAACCCCAGCUCUUAGCUGUCUGAUAACAAAAAGUUAAACUUCUCAUUUCCAUCACUGUCCUAUGUGAACAAGGGUGGGGUGCCCUGUAUUCCAUGUCACUCAGAGACUCAAUCUCUUUUUGUCUAGUGGCUCUCCUGGUACAGCCAGCCUUCCCUGCCAGAGUUAAGGAUAAGAUGCUUAGAGGAGCAUUUUAUUUGUAAAAUUAUUGCUAUACAUACUUAUUUUUAAAUAAUUCAAAAUCAGUAAUGAUGCAAAAAUACUCUAAUUAUUUCAGCCUUAUGGAUGUUAUGCUUUGGAGUUGUGAGUAGGAGUUGCCUUAAAUAUUAAAAUGAUAACUGUGACUUUAACAGAUUUUUUUUCUUGCUUUCUGUAAAAGCUCACUAAAAAGUCCAGAUGUGGGCUGGGGAGAUAGCUCAGUUGGUAGAGUGCUCGCUUCACAAGCACUAAGGCCCUGAGUUCAAUCCCCAGCACCGCAAAAAAAAAAAUGUUUCUCCAUGACCCACAAUGUUGUGCUAGAUGGACUUCAUUGCCUUUGUCACUCACAGUCUUCCUAGGGUGCCUGUCUGUUCCUAGGAGGGCAUUCCCUACCCUGGGACCCCCAACAUUGGAGAGGUACAGUGCAGAGUCUCUCCAUUCUCUCUCUCCCUUCCUGCCCAUUUUCCUGGGUAUCCCAUCAGUCAGAGGAGCCAUAGACACCUGACUCAGGCAGUCAGCCAGUUACUGAUCAGAUUCUCUUCAGAUCAUGAGUGAAAAACAGAUCGCAGUCUCAUUGUGGUACACACCUGAGCCUAAAAGGUCAAACAUAUUACUGCAGCUAGUUUGGCUUGGUUUCUGUUCCUGUUCCAAAGAAUUCUGAGUGGAAGAAUAAAGAUUGGAUGUAAUCUGUUCCUUUGCUAUGAUCUCUUCUGCUUGAGUUCUUGAAAUGCAGCCUUUCCCCUACCCUUUGUAACCAAUGUGCUAAUUAACACUGAGGUUCUAGGCCUCCCAGAUCUACACACAUGGUUUUCUCUGCCCAGAAAACUAGCCUUUUCUUUCUCUCCAGGGAAUCUACUUAGCAAAUCCCUGACCUUCAAGGGUCAGUUCACAUCACAUUUCUGUAGCACCCCUCUUUGAUUCCUUAGAAUCCAGCAUUAUGUUACAGCAUUGAUCAUGUUGUAUUAUAUGUAUCUGGAUAUUUUUCUGCUCCCGGUGAGACUGCAAGUUUCUCGGGGGAAAAAGCUAUGAUAUAUCUUUUAUCUGCAUUCCUUAGAUAUUAUAAAAUAACUGGUAUAUAGAAGAUAGUAAAAAAAUCUUCUAUUGAAUAAAUUCAUGAACAAUAUCCAAAUUGUAUUUUAAUGACCCAGUAACAUGACAUAAAUCAAAGGAUGGGAAUUUUUUGUUUCCAAAUAAACCAGGUGGUACCAUAUCAAACAGUUGGUAUAUGAUCAAAUCAGGAAGAGGCAAUUUCAUGCAGUAGUGAAGAGUUCAGGAGAUGGAAUGAGGCAGACUCAAGUUCAUGUCUCAGUUCAGACACUGACUGUGCUAUGAGAUCUUUCUCUGAUAUACUUUUCUUUUCUGUAAAAUAACCAAUAACUAUACUUUGUAGCAUUUUGAUGAGAAUGACUGAAACAAUAUUUUUCUAACAGCCUAGUCAGAAAGACUAAAUUUUUUGCAAACAAUUCUUAGUAAAUAUUC